AUGACCGAUCACCCUGAGACCCAAGCGUCCAACACUGGACAAGAAGACAGCAAUAAAGCCACUUCAACCGCCAGUCACCCUACCACUAAAGAGGAAUACCUGAGCAAAUUCCAACAGGCAACCGACGAUUUUAUCGCAAAAAACCCUGAACUUGCUUCCAGCCCCGCCUUUACUCCCUCCACCUACAUUCCUGGCAUUGAAUUCAUAGUUGACUGCCAGGAGUAUCUCGACGCCAAAGGCAAUGAGCGCUUUACCGCAGCCAUGCGCCGGUACACAGGCCAUGACGGGUUGCCUCCCCCGGCAGAUGGAUCUAGCGUCUUUGAUGAGGUUCGGGCCGAGUGUCGGACUCUGCUCGAGGGCCGAGCAGACUUGCAGGCGCGGUGGGAUGAGGUUUUUGGGGAUCGGGAGGUGUGGCGGAAGCUCCACGACGCUGUAAAGCAGGGGAAGGGGGGAGAGGAUGCUAAGGUUGGUGCUUCAGAGUAG
Messenger RNA from Colletotrichum truncatum, 483 nucleotides. RefSeq lists its product as uncharacterized. The record is from RefSeq and is a predicted model, not a curated record. Lineage: Eukaryota; Fungi; Ascomycota; Sordariomycetes; Glomerellales; Glomerellaceae.